AUGGAAAUACACGGCGGGAUGAAGCGGGAAAAGAGCACGGUGUGGGGACAAAAUAUUCCUGUCACUACCAGUAUAUAUAUGUAUACCAGCAUUGUGGUGAGAGUUGUCAUAUUAAGGCUUGUUGCUUCACCCCAAGCUGAAGAACUUCCGCGAGAACAAGUCUUCCAACUCUCUCCCUCUCGGCUCUCUAGAAUUCACAAGGAUCAAAAAAAAAGAAUUUCAGAGAUGGAGCAUUUUGGUGAUCAACAAGAGCAAGUCUCCAUUAGCAUGGACCAAAAUGAAAUCCCAAUUUCGGAUUCUGAUGAUGAUUCAUUUUUCUCUUCGGUUUUCGAGGAGUUUGGGAUUUUCAAAAGAAAUGGGUUGACUGUAAUAGAAGAAGGAAAUACUUGUUACAAAGUCAUCAACGGAUGUGUCGCUCAGGGUAUGGGAAAGGACACAAAUGUUGCAGCCAUCCAUAAAAUCCCCUGGUCCGGUCCCAACAAGCGGUUGGAAGCUUUCCGCAUUUCCACAACUGAGAUGGUGGAGAAAUGUGGAGGAAAUGGCAACAUAAAGCACGCGUGGUAUGGGAGAUCAAGGGAUGAAAUAUGUGAAAUCAUAUCCCAUGGGUUCCGAAGAUGCAGACAAUCAAAUACAAAUUCUGAGGAUGGUUGUGGAGUAUAUUUGUAUCCACUCGAGUUCGUAAUGGAUGGGUUAUUGACAUCAAUUGAGGAUGACUAUGGGCUCCGGCAUCUAUUGCUGUGUAAUGUGAUAUUGGGGAGAACGGAAGUAGUUUGGCCUGGUUUCGGAAGGGAUCAAAUUCCUGCAUACAACCCCACUACACCAUGUGUAGAGUUUUCUGUUCUGAUUCCCAAGCUGACAAAUGUCUUACCUUCUUCAAAAAUGGCAUUGAUCCAUAAAUAUCAAAGCGAGUUCCGUGAGCUAGUGGAUGCAUUUAAGGAAAUUGCAAGACUUUCUACUCAUAUCGGCACCUCGUGUUGA
Rhododendron vialii is the source of this 978-nucleotide messenger RNA. Its product is annotated as probable inactive poly [ADP-ribose] polymerase SRO2. The transcript is spliced from 5 exons. The coding region runs from base 1 to 978 and encodes 325 amino acids. The record is from RefSeq and is a predicted model, not a curated record. Lineage: Eukaryota; Viridiplantae; Streptophyta; Magnoliopsida; Ericales; Ericaceae.